UUUAGUCGUAUUUCUGGUCCGUCAUUUUUCAGGACUGAAAAUGGCGUACGAUGUAUCACAAGAAAAAGUAAAUUGGGGAACUUCAGUGUGUACUAAAUCAGAAAAACAACUUGAUAUUGGAGAAGUAAUGAAAUUUUUAGAGAAUAUUAAUCAAUAUCCAAACGUUAGCUAUCCUCCAGCAAAGCCAAAAGCAGGAGAUGCUUAUCUGUUUGUGGCAAACAUUCAAGAGGAGCAAGAAAAUUGGAAAUCAGAUCAAUACAGGUGGUUAAAUUAUGGUUCUAAAGACAUUCCUAAACGUGAUCCAUUAGUUAAAAAACUGUUUUUUGUUGGUAAAAAUCCAGAAGGCAAAACUAAUAAGUUCCAACGUCAUGUGUAUACUCUUAUAGGAGAUCAACGAGUUCCAAAGCCAGUUUUAGUACAUUACAUUGGAGAUGAAACUGUUAUGGUUGAUCAUCCUCAUGGAAACACAAAGAAAUCAAAUGAUCCAUAUUAUACCACAGCUCCUUCUGUUCGAAGAAGUGCUAAUUUAUCUAAAAAGUCAAAAGUGAAUUUAAAUGAUUCAGAAUCUCAUGUUUUAAAUAUGUUUAGUAAUCCUGUACUUAUACCUCGCAACAAAGUUCAAGUGAGAAAUAUCAUUCGCAAUAUAAAAAAAGCAAGCGAAAAAAAUCGUCCAACAAAUGAAGAUAUGGCAACAUUAUACAGACUUGGAACUGAACUUCCUGGAUUUUUUCAUUAUACUCGCUCAUUUCCAGACUUAGUAAUUAUUGUAGGAUUAUGUGAUAUAGCAUCUGAGGUUGAGAACUUGCUGAAACUCAAUGCUGGUCCUUUAGUUUUUAGUUUUCAUGAAACAUUUAAAGUUGGAAAGUUUUUUGUUACUGCAUUUAAUUUUGUUCAUGCAGCUUUUUCAGAUAGGCCAGUAAUACCAUUGGCAUUUCUUGUAACUGAAAGUGUAGAUGAUUACAUUAUUUUUGAAAAGUUUCUGCACUGUAUAUCUGAAAAUAUUUCAUCUUUAGAAUUAAUUGAAACUGCUGUUGUAACUAAUCAAGAACAUAAUUUUACAUCUUCUUUAAAUUCAGUAUUUCCAAAUUUUGUUCAAGUUUAUGAUUGGGAGCUUGUGUUAAUGACAGCUAGGUCAUGGCUUCGUAAAAAUAAUCAGUGUGUAAAAAUUAUUACUGAUCGAGCUGAGGAUUUAAGAGUUCUUUUAAAUAGUUGCUCCCAUGAAGACUUUGAAAAAAAUCUAGAAAAAAUUAGGAAACAGUGGGAUGAUGCUUUUGUGAAAUAUUUUGAUGAAUAUCUUUUAGAAAUUAUACGCAAACGAUUAGGGCGAUGGUUGCUUGACAAAUAUAAGUUGUAUCAUCCUCAAAUGGGUGUAAUAGGAGCUCGUAACCUUGAUUUACAAGUGGUUGUGCGUCAUUUGCAAGAUGUUAAAGAAGUCACACUAGAUAUUCUUCUGCCAUCACUUUAUCAUUUACAAGUAUACCUUUCUACAAAUGUUUUAAAAGGUUUUUGUGGUCUUGGAAAAUUUAAAUUAAGUUCUGAGCUCAACUUCUUAAAACGUGAACAAGAUGAGAUAAUUUUACCUAGUAAAGUGUAUGAACCACAAGAAAUUGUAAAUAUUUUAAAAGUUAGAGGAAUCUCCUUAGUUUUUGAAGAAAUGCAAGAAGAAGGAGAUAUAGGAAGUAUUGUGCAAGCACAAAGAAUUGUAGAAAUGGACAACAUUGUUCACAGUCAUCAGUUGCAAGCAUUUUUAGUAAAAUCUCCUUCUGGUAGCCUGCAAGCAGUGCGCUUGUUUCCUCGGGAAUCGUGCUCAUGUUCGUUAAAUCAAAGAUGCUCGCAUAUUAUGGCUGUUAUGCUUGCUGUGGGAUUGCCUUUAAUUACUGACUUACAUUCUAAAGUGAAAAGUUCUCGAAAGAUACGCAUGCAACAAUCAAAAUUUUUGCGGAACGAUCUCAAUGCAUCAUCAAAUUUAAUUGAUUAUGAACAUGUUAAUAUGUUGCCACAACCUGCAGCCAUAGGACCUUCUGAUGUUGAAGAUGGCAUGGUUCCAGUCGAAUUAGUAUACCAGAAUUAGUUUUACUUUUCGGUUUUGGUAGUUUUUUAUAGAAUAAACAAGAAAAAAGAAUGUAAUUUAUAAAAAUGAAAAAGUUAUUUUAUAAAGUCACCGAUAAAGAUUUCUGAAUGGAGUACUACUAAAUAGAAAAAACAAGAUGGCAACUUGAGUGAAUGGACAAUUAUAAUAAAAAGCAACUUGAAUGAAUGAGUACUAAUAAAACUUACAAGUUGAACACACGUUGAUGAAUAGUCAAUAUUUUAAUAAUUAAAAUAAAUAUUUUGAUUAAUAUAAGUAUAAUAUCUUA
This is a messenger RNA of Hydra vulgaris (swiftwater hydra), 2357 nucleotides long. RefSeq lists its product as uncharacterized. Gene Ontology annotation, molecular function: zinc ion binding. Lineage: Eukaryota; Metazoa; Cnidaria; Hydrozoa; Anthoathecata; Hydridae. The record is from RefSeq and is a predicted model, not a curated record.